Rhodamnia argentea is the source of this 1820-nucleotide messenger RNA. RefSeq lists its product as uncharacterized. NCBI's taxonomy places the organism in Eukaryota, Viridiplantae, Streptophyta, Magnoliopsida, Myrtales, Myrtaceae. The coding region runs from base 470 to 1633 and encodes 387 amino acids. The record is from RefSeq and is a predicted model, not a curated record. The transcript is spliced from 2 exons.
CCGGGCUUCAUUCGAUGUCAUCUUACGCUGAGAGGAAUCUUCAUGCUUGUUUGCUUCUGUGGACGCCUGGCCUGAUUAUAGUAAUAGUCUAGGAAAGAAACAUUCCGUUGACCGUUGACCCUUUCUUCCACUCCUAGGAUAAGUGUCCACCAUGAAUAUUAACAUUACAAAGUUGAGAAUCAAACGCAUAUUGUUCCAUAUACAAUAACCAAAACUGACCAACCAACAGUAUGAGACAAAUAUCCAGUCACUGAAGACAACCUUUUUAUCUUCUGAGUGAAUAAGGAUACAUCUUCGGCUUUCGAGUUCCGUGAAUUGACCUGAAAUUUCCGAUUUCUUUAGCCGUUAAUCAGGUCGAAGCUUUGAACAUUGUUUUGUCAGUUGAAGCAAGAGACGAUCCCUAUAUGUCACUGCAACGUUUUCUUGAUUUUCAGGAGUAUUAAGGCAUUCCAGAGAAGACUUGAUAUCGAUGGCGUCUCUUUUUCCGAAUGAUUCGGGCUUUUCCCAUGUGAGUGCACCCGCCAGUCCUGAUGCGCCGAGAGUGACCAAUGCCUCGUUGUUCUACAGCACGCCGGCUAGUCCCUGCAGAGAGAAUGAGUAUCCUCCAUACAAUCUUGAUGCCGGAAAAUUAGACCCGAUAGGGUCAUGUGACCAGACGAGCUCGGAUUCUGAUCUGGACUUCGAGUUCAAGACGAGUUGGGGGUGUGUUAUCGACACGGACGAAUUUAUCAAGAGCCAGGACCUCGAGUCCCCGCUCCAUAAGAAGUCAAGGCCAAGGGGUGACUCACUCCCUUCAAUGGCAUUUGCUGAUGAGCUCUUCUGUGAUGGGAAAGUGAUGCCUCUGAAGCCUCCACCUUGUUCCUAUUAUGAGAGCAAGAACGGAAAUCAGAGUCCUAUCGGUUCACCUUCACCGAGGUCCCUGAGAUCAGGCUUUAAGGUCUCGUUCCAGCGCAGGAGCCGGUGGAACGACGAUUUCGACCCGUUCAUUGUGGCACUGGAGAAUGUCAAGGGAGACAGCAGGGCAAGAAGGACAACACAGGCUAACGAUCACAGGCGGACCAGGUCGCUCUCACCAUUCAGGGGCUUCAAAGCCGAGAGUCCACGGAGGUCCACCGACUUGAGGGGGAGGAACCACCAGGAAAAUGAGCGAGAAACACCUCGAGCACCUGUAAAACCACUGGUCGAGCCACUGGACCACGCCAAUCCACCCUUUUCCAAAUGGGUGCCUAACCAAAGAAAACAAGCCAGUCUUCAACAACUCGACCAAAAUCCCAUACAGAGCCCAAAACAACGGGAACCCCACGGCAAAGUUGAGGAGGGCCAGAGAGAAAAUGGAGAGUGCAUUGUGAGGGAGAGUAAGAGGCAAAGGAUCAGGAGGUUUCUGCUGAGGACUACGUCGUCGUCGUGCGAUGGAACAAAAGAAGGCGACGAAAAGGUGAAAGCUAACUGGAGGGCCAAGGUCAGUAUCCUGAGAAGGUUGAGCUUUGAGUCAACUGGAAGUGGGGGAGCGACACCUCAGAAUGAUGAGCAGAGAAGAGUGCCAUCAGUGGCUAAGAUGACACUUGUACAGUACAGGCCAAGGCUGUUCCUUUGUUUGGGUUUUGGUCUGAAAAGAAGGUCAAGGUAUAUAUAGUCGUUUUGAGUUCAGGUUGGCGCAAACUGGGAGGAAUUCAUGGUGAGAUCAUGCAGUUUUUGUACACUUUGGAAUUUGGAUGGUCAUGUCAACUCACCCACAGUUCUAGUCACUAAAUGUUUAUAUCGAUUUCAUUACUGUGCCCUCCUUUGUUGAUGUGAAAAGAAUUGAAAGGUGGGAUUUUUUU